Molecule: messenger RNA, 1949 nt
Organism: Gaeumannomyces tritici R3-111a-1
Lineage: Eukaryota; Fungi; Ascomycota; Sordariomycetes; Magnaporthales; Magnaporthaceae
Product: cell wall glycosyl hydrolase YteR
Exons: 3
Coding region: 269-1480 (403 amino acids)
Biological process (GO): carbohydrate metabolic process
Source: RefSeq, a predicted model, not a curated record
CCAAAGCUGUCGCCCAUUGGUGGGACAAGACGGACGCUGCGGCCGCGCCCGAUUUUCCCGUCGAAUCAGUGCCUCGGUCUUCAGUCUGCUCUCUGGGGAAACUGGAGAAUGAGGAGAAGCACAUCAAACGCUUUGGCGGCUUUCUUAGGCUCAUGAUCCAUGGCCAGUAUAAAAUACGACCGCUCUCUCGAACCGUACCACCGUAGGGGAGGGGAGUCUGCCAGCCAGCCGCUCUCUCCUCCCCUGCGCCUGCCCACCUCCUUUGACAAUGAAGUCCAUCAUUCUGUCCGGCCUCGUCGCCACGGCCGGCCUCGCGUCCGCCGCUGCCGUCCGGACCACCAGAGAGGAGAAAUGCAGCCCCAAGCCCAUCAAGGCAGCUUACGCCGCACGCAUGGCCAGCUCCUGGAUUCUCAACAACUACGAGAGCCAGCGCGACGGAUGGUACGGCCGCGCCGCCCUCUACACGGGCUACGAGGCCGUCAUUGAACGCACCGGGAACGAGACCUUGCGUGACUGGUACCGCUCCCGCAUUGACGGCCUCGUCGUCCGCCCGGACGGCACGAUCCCGGACUGGCGGCCCGAACACUACUCCAUGGACGAUUACCGGAUCGGCCAUAAUGUUCUGCACUGGUAUGAUCGGACCGGCGAGGAGAAGUACAAGACGGCGGCCGCCACCAUCCGUGCCAUGCUGGAGCACCACCCGCGCACCCCGACUGGCGGUUUCUGGCACCGCGACGGCGUCUAUCCGAACCAGAUGUGGCUUGAUGGCAUUUACAUGGCAGACACCUUCUACGCCCGCUACACCAAGACGUUCCAGCCCAACAACCAGACCGCAUGGGAUGACAUCAUCCUCCAGUAUGACAAGAUCGAGGCCAUCACGCGCGUUUCCGAGACCAACCUAAUGGUGCACGGCUAUGACGAGUCCAAGAAGGCGGUCUGGGCAGACCCUGUGACCGGCGCCGCGCCCAUCGUGUGGAACCGCGCUGUCGGUUGGUACUUCUGGUCCCUGGUCGAGCUCCUCGACACCCUGCCGCGCUCGCACCCGGCCUGGGACCGCAUGCUGAAGAAUUUAGUCACCCUGGCCGAUGGCCUGAAGCGCGCGCAGGACGCCAAGUCUGGAGGCUGGUGGCUCGUCAUGAACGAGCCGUAUCCGGGACGCGAGGGCAACUACUUUGAGAGCUCGGCCGCCGCCAUGUUCACGUACGGCUGGCUCGCGGGGCUCAAGAGGGGCUGGCUCGCCGAGAAGGACUACCUCGCCCCGGCCACCAAGGCCUACGCGCAUCUGAUCAACGACUUUGUCAUCGAGAACACUAACGGCACCCUCACGUGGGACGGCACCGUGCAGGUCGGCUCCCUGGGGAGCAACGCGACGUUUGAGUACUACGUCGGUAUCCCGAUUGUGCAACAUGACACCCGCGGCGUCGGUCCUUUCUUGCUCGCCGCGGUGGAGUGGGAGGAGCGUAACAACAUUCAGUCCUGAGUAGCCUGAAAAAUGGCUAUGGGAUUGCGCGAGUCAUCUUGCUUUGUAUAGACAAGGGCAACCUGAGCACGUGGCUUAACCGUCGGAUUUGGGUCGCAAGAGUGCAAUAGACUCCAAGUAACCACCAUCCGAAACCCCUUGUGAACCCCAUGCUCCUCGGCAACCUGUCGUUAAAGGCCGCGGGCCAAGGGCUUUCGGUGACCCAAUAUCGAAGGUGACUCCUAUGGAAGCGGAUCCGAGCCCCAUCGCCCCGGGAGACGGCUCAUUGUGAUAAGCCAGCCACUCAGGCCCGGAUACUCGGCUAACCAAUAUCUGGUCAUUUCCCUGGUGAUCCACCCGAGAUGCUGGGGUGCCAAGGAUGACGAUUCCAGGAAGCGUUGGCCAAGCCAUUCGGUUGGCCUGGUAGCGGGGUAUAUAUGAAUCAUGCCUCCCCCUCUUGGGCACGUCAUCCCAGGCCGGUUCGGCCCCA